AUGGAUACAUUCUCUUGUAAUUCUUAUGAACAAAAUCACGCCCCGUUAGACCAUCGCGAUGAUGAUGUUGAUAUUGAUCAUCAUGCUAGUGAUCAUCAAGAGGAGAGUGGAUGGACAACUUAUCUCGAAGAUUUCUCACAACAAUACAGGACUCAUCGUGAAGAUAGCGAGCAUCAAGACAAGAGUUCUUGUUCGCUUCUUGGUAUCUCUCCCUCUCUGGUCUCAGAUGCCGCCACGGACGCCUUUUCCGGCAGGAGUUUUCCAGUUAAAUUUUCGGCGAAGUUGAAGUUUGGGAAGGCAAAAACCAAAAAGAUUUGUGAGGAUGAUUCUUUGGAGGACACGGCUAGCUCUCCGAUCAAUAGCCCUAAGGUUAGUCAGUCUAAACAUAUCCAGACGCCUCCUAGAAAACAUGACGACUAUGUCUCUUCUAGUUUCGUUACGAGAAAUACGAGAGGCAUGGAGGAGGAUCAUCAAAUCCAAAUCCAAGAAGGGGAUGAACAAAAUAUGGGUAUGAUGGGGAAUCUCAGAGAAGAAAACAACAACAACGAUGAUAAUAUGGACUUGAGGAGUCGAGGAUUAUGCGUCGUCCCUAUUUCCAUGUUGGCUAACUUUAAUGGUCGCUUCUGAAUAAUAAUUUCUGAUUCAAGCAGCCUUAUAAAUUUGGCGGUGAUUAUAUACGUACCCAUCGAUCUUAUACUUGCUUGUUGUAUUUUCACCAUGGUGGGUAUGUGGUUAAUGACUUUUGUGUAGUUUGUUUACAUCUAUACUAGUUUAACUAGAUAAUAAUCUGCGCUAAUG
Molecule: messenger RNA, 798 nt
Organism: Eruca vesicaria subsp. sativa (arugula)
Lineage: Eukaryota; Viridiplantae; Streptophyta; Magnoliopsida; Brassicales; Brassicaceae
Source: the annotation of a GenBank genome assembly